CGGCUUCCACGUCUGCUGCUGGGGCCGUCCAACCGCGCAAGUCGGCGAGCAGAGGGUUGGGCUGAUCGCCCCGGGCCGGCGGCGCCUCAUGCUGUGCGCCAGCGGAGAGGCAGAAACCGAAGGCUGCAAGGUCCUGGGAAGACUUGGAUGGCUAACCCUGACGGGAGAGUGGUUUCCAGACCCCGGAGGCCUGGCCCGGGGAGCCAGGGGAGCCAGGGAAGCCAGGGGAGCGGGGACGACUGGGGACCCCUGGACGACCGGCCACGUGAGGAGACCCAGGGGGCCCGGGAGCUGGCCAUGCUGAGGAAGGCGCAGGAAUUCUUCCAGACCUGUGAUGCCGAGGGCAAGGGCUUCAUCGCCAGGAGGGAUAUGCAGAGGCUCCAUAAGGAGUUGCCCCUCAGCCUGGAGGACCUGGAGGAUGUGUUUGAUGCCCUGGAUGCCGACGGCAAUGGCUUUCUGACCCCAGAGGAGUUCGCCACUGGAUUUAGUCACUUCAUCUUCGGCCAGAAUAAGCCAAGUCAGGAAGACGGAGGGGAGCCGGCGGCCCAGCCCCAGGAGGAGAAGGUGUACCAGACCAGAGGGGAGGAGGACCUGGGCGGCAUGGACGAAGACGAGGAGGCGCAGUUUCAGGUGCUGAUGGACAGGCUUGGAGCCCAGAAGGUUCUGGAAGAUGAACGUGACGUCAAGCAACUCUGGCUGCAGCUGAAGAAGGACAAACCUCACCUGCUGUCCGACUUCGAGGAUUUCCUGACCAGAAUCUUCUCGCAGCUCCAAGAAGCCCACGAGGAGAAGAGCGAACUGGAGCACGCCCUGCGAAAGAAAAUUGCUGCUUAUGACGAAGAAAUCCAGCACCUCUAUGAGGAGAUGGAGCAACAAAUCAAAAGCGAGAAGGAGAAGUUCCUCCUGAAGGACACGGAGAGGUUCCAGGCCCGCAGUCAGGAGCUGGAACAGAAGCUGUUCUCCAAGGAGCAGGAGCUGGAGCAGCUGACCCAGAAGCAGAAGCGGCUGGAAGGCCAGUGUGCCGCCCUGAGCAAUGACAAGCAGGAAACCAGGGCCGAGAACACCAAGCUGAGGCUCACAAACCAGGAGCUGGCCCGGGAGCUGGAGCGGACGGCCCGGGAGCUGCAGGAAGCGCAGCAGCAGCUGGAGAGCCUGCAGCGAGAGGCCUGCAAGCUGCACCAGGAGAAGGAGAUGGAAGUGUACCGCGUGACGGAGAGCCUGCAGCGGGAGAAGUCGGGGCUCCUGAAACAGCUGGAUUUCCUGAGGGAAAGGAACAAGCACCUCCGGGACGAACGGGACAUGCGUUUUCAGAAAGACAAGGCGGCCAAGGCAAACCCAGCUGCUUCGGCAGGCUGGAAGCAGCGGUCUGGCUCUGUGAUCGGCAAAUACGUGGACGGCAGAGGGAUUCUCAGAAGCCAAUCAGUGGAGGAGGAAGAUGUGUUUGGCGUUCCGAGGAGGAGGAGCUCACUGGGCCUGAACGGACACCCGCUUACGGAAGAGGAGCCGGGGGCUGGGGGGCCGCUCCGCCGGGCGCUCUGCAGAAUCAUCUCCAUUGAAGAGGACCCCCUGCCCCAGCUGCUGGGGGGCUCCUUUGAGCAGCCGCUGGGCAAAUGCCCCGAAGAGGAGGAGGUCUCCGACCAGGGGCUGGAGGGACAAAUCUCACAGGCCCGACCUCUGGGACAGGUGCCCACGUCUCCUCGAGGGCAGCCCGUCGGAAAAGAAGCCCUGUGGAAGGAGGAAGGCCCUGCGUCCACCCCAGACCGGCUCUUCAAGAUCGUGUUCGUGGGCAAUUCGGCUGUAGGGAAGACGUCCUUCCUGGGGCAGUUCUGUGACGGCAGCUUCUCCCCGGGCUCGGCGGCCACUGUAGGCAUCGAUUACCGCGUGAAGACGGUGUGCGUGGACGACUCGCACGUGGCCCUGCAGCUGUGGGACACGGCGGGGCAGGAGAGGUACCGCUGCAUCACCCGGCAGUUCUUCAGAAAGGCCGACGGCGUCAUCGUCAUGUACGACCUCACAGCCAGAGAGUCCUUCCUGUCGGUGCGGCAGUGGCUGAGCAGCGUGGAGGAAGCCGUGGGAGGCCGCAUCCCCAUUCUUCUGCUGGGCAAUAAAAUUGACAACGAGAAAGAGCGGGAAGUCCCUCGGGGCCUGGGGGAGCAGCUGGCCAAGGAAAACAGUCUGAUCUUCUAUGAAUGCAGUGCCUACUCCGGUCACAACACCCGAGAGUCCGUGCUCCAUCUGGCCAGGAUCCUCAAGGAGCAAGAAGACACAGUGAGGGGGGACACCCUUCAGGUCGACCGCCCUGCCAAGAAGAAAGCCUGCUGCGGCUGAUACAGGCCUCCCAGGACCCCCGCCCGGGCCCGAGGCCACAGGGUCUCCCCUGCCUCCUGCACACGGACUCCUGUGCCAGGGCCCCGACCGAGACUGGACCGCUGUCCUUGUGGGUGACGUGCCCCAAGGGAAGGGGAGCACAUCCCACCAGGAAAGCUGCUCCUGGUGCAUCUUGGGGUCUUUUCUCUCCCGUCUCUGUCUAGACCCGGAGGCCUGUUCCUUUCUUUUCUCCCCCAUCAACUUGGUUUCUUGGGGGAAAGAAACAGAUGGACUUUUCCAGAAAAGCCACCACGUGCCUUCUCCCCCCGCCCAUGCUCCUCUGAGCCUGGCCCCUGAGGUUGCCAUGGCAACUGUGCCAGCGACUUGCUGCUUCCUGUAGGCCAGAGACAGCGCUGGGUGGUGCCAGGGCGUUGGUCUGGCCUCAGAGCCUGUCCCUGGACCUGAUGGGAUGCUCUCGGCACAUGCGUCAUGGACCUGGGCACCUACCUCUGGUUCCACCCUGUCCCCCCAGGGGUCCUGCUCCUUCCCCAGCUUCAGGGCCCCUCCUCUCUCAGCAGCCACCACACCUCCCCUAUUUGUCCGCUUGGGUUUUCUGGAGCCGCGCCUUUGAAAACCACUGCCCACCCACAACCCCGACUCCAGGUGCUCUGGGGCUGAGAAGUGUUUGCCUGGGGUUAGGGAGUGGGCUCACUACAGGCUUGACUUUGACGAGAGGAAAAGAAAACAAGGGGGAAAAAAAACAUCUGCUGCUAAACAGAGCGACCGUGUCCGGAGGGUGUAAAUAAGGCACACACAGCGUGUAAAAGCCACUUUCUAAAUGUCCUCAAAAUAGCUCUCAGAAAAUCGUACGUGCUGAUUAACUUGGUAGAUUGACAGGCAGGCAGGGAGGCCUGACCCCAGGUCCACAGCUGCUGACUUCAUUUGAUUUUACCUUUUCCAGAAGGCUGUUUUAAUUCUUUUUAAAAGUGGCCGUGAUGUUGGCAUCUUGCAGGCGUUUGAGAUGUGAACCGAGCGCACUGCCGGCCGCGGCCCCCCGUGACGGCACUGGCCCUGGCGCCGCCGAGCACAGGUGCCCGAGCACGUGCAUGGGGAGGGGGGAGCUUUUUUGGCUUGAAAACAGGGAUUGAAGCAUGUGGCCCUCAAGGGGCCUCAGAGUGAGUCUGGGUCAUGUGACUGUGGAACCUGGGGUUCCGUGGGCAGGUGUCCAGGGCAGAGGCUCGGGGUGACCCGGCACAGGGGCGUGGGCUGCCGGGCCACUCUGUGGAGGCGGUGCGGGCACCCGGGGACUGCCUCCGGAGGGCGGGAGCACUCACCUCUGUCACCGCCUGUCACGCGGGGUCUGGCCGGCAGUGUUCGCCUGAAGGUCCCGGUGAGAGCAGAGCUGGCGUCUCGAGAGCAAGGCCCACCUCU
Molecule: messenger RNA, 3738 nt
Organism: Vicugna pacos (alpaca)
Lineage: Eukaryota; Metazoa; Chordata; Mammalia; Artiodactyla; Camelidae
Source: RefSeq, a predicted model, not a curated record